AUGAGCGGCAAGGACAGGGAGCGGCACGAACAGGAAGCCAUCUUGAACAAGCUCAGGAAGGAAGGACUCGUCCUGCGGCCCGAGAGCAAGGCCUCUGGUGGGGUGGCGUUCGAACUGGUGUCUGCAGAAACCGAAGAGAAGCCUUCGACAAAAGGCGCCACUCGGAAACUGCCUCCGUUGCUUCAGAAGAAGAAAAGGAAAAACAAGGAACACUCACGAGUGACGAAAGAAAGUAUUCUCGACAAGCUCGAAAAAGCGGAAGACCGGCGAAAGAAACAAGUCGAAGAAAAAGUCCGGAAGGCGAAGGCAUUUUUGGAAGAAGCAUGCCCUUCGAGGAAACCGGUUGAAGAAGCGAACAUUACGCACGUUGUAAAAAUGGCUUCCAAGAUAGAAAGCAGAGAUAAACGACUCGAGGAUAUGGUUCGGAAAUUGAAAGCCAAGGAGGAACACGCGGAGAGAGUUAGAAGAAGAAAGCUGCUGCGGCAAGCGACCAUCCAGGACUCUACAGAGGCGCCCAUCUAGUACCCAGUUAACAGUUUUAAACGUAUAUCAACGAUGGAAGCUCUGAGCGAAGUGACGAGUUGACUAUUCCGCUGUACCCUGUUUGCCGCAACAUGGCAGUCCACGAGAUGACAGUUACCGUACGCUGAACAAGAUUAUAAAUAAGGACCACUUGUUGUACAUGGUCUUGGGUUAUCGCUCU
Messenger RNA from Rhipicephalus microplus (southern cattle tick), 703 nucleotides. RefSeq lists its product as uncharacterized. Lineage: Eukaryota; Metazoa; Arthropoda; Arachnida; Ixodida; Ixodidae. The record is from RefSeq and is a predicted model, not a curated record. Gene Ontology annotation, biological process: regulation of microtubule polymerization or depolymerization.